UCGCAUGUGCGCUUUGUCAUUGGUGUAAAACAGAGAGCUGCUGUGUUUAUGGGCGUUUAAACCUGCCACCGUUUAUAAAGCCGGGCUUCCAUUGAACAGCCAGUUGGGGUGCCCGCACAGUUUGGUCUUUUCUGCCGUGAAUUUCGCCUUCUGCUCUGAACUUCCUCUCUCCGCCGCUCCCUAAACUACAGGAAUGACGUUAAGCUCAAUUAAGUCUUUCACGCUGGAGCUGGAUGGUCCGGCUGAUGCAGCGUUCACCGGGGGGGAGGUGGUGUCUGGCCAGGUGGUCCUGGACCUCCGCAGGGACACCAGAGUGCACUCCAUGAAGGUGCAGGGCAGAGGGGUGGCCACGGCACACUGGCUGGAGAACCGUGGCAUGAACUCCGUCUAUAACGACUACACCUCCAAGAUCACCUACUUCAGGAAGAGACAGCAUCUGAUCCGAGGUUCAGCUGGGAUGCACUGACUGUUACAAUGGUCCAAAGGUGACUAGAAAUAAACAUGGCUAUAUUAACUGCAGACUAGCACUGUCGUUUCUUUACAAGGAGGGACAUUUGUAUCCUUUGUGCUGAUGUUGUUCUAGCUCUUGCACUUUCCCUUUUGUAAGAUAUAAUCCAUAGUUUGUAAUUUUGCUGCGAUAUACAUAGUAACUGUAUUUCAGCAUGUACUGCAGCUGCUGGUGGUAUAAAACUGCUGAUGUGCUCUGUCAUGUGCCAGCUGGUAGCCUCUGAGUCUCUGAGUCGCUGCAGUUUGCAAAAAGGAAGCCACCUGGGCCAAAUGUGUUGCAUGGAAACCUGGGAGAGAAGUCGCCACAGGCUCACCCAGAUACAUCUGCCUGAUAACAUAAUCCUAACAUUAAACACAAAUCCAUUAGUGCUGAGUCCAAAUAAACACAACUGGUUUACUGAG
Lates calcarifer (barramundi perch) is the source of this 909-nucleotide messenger RNA. RefSeq names its product arrestin domain-containing protein 2. The transcript is spliced from 3 exons. Bases 194 to 466 code for a protein of 90 amino acids. The record is from RefSeq and is a predicted model, not a curated record. Lineage: Eukaryota; Metazoa; Chordata; Actinopteri; Centropomidae.